Messenger RNA from Rubroshorea leprosula, 3244 nucleotides. NCBI's taxonomy places the organism in Eukaryota, Viridiplantae, Streptophyta, Magnoliopsida, Malvales, Dipterocarpaceae. The record is from the annotation of a GenBank genome assembly.
UCUCAACAAACAAACACACUUUAUUGCUCUGUAAAACCUUUUUGUGUUUUUCAACGCUCAAUUUUCUCUUUCUCUCCCCUCCAAACCAAACGAAGGAAAAGAGGGGGGCAGCAUCAACACUCAUUCCUUCCAGAGGCUGGAAUGUAAGAGCGACAAUCUGUGUCUUGAGUUUUUCUGUUUUCGUGAAAUGGCUACUGGGAGCUUUGGAAAUUACAAGAAUGGAACUAACAGGGGUUCUCUCAAGGCAACAGCAGCAGAUAGACCCUUCUCUGUGAACUCAAAUCCUUCAACAAAGGCUGCAUUGAGAAACAAGCCGCCUUCUGCUGCUGCUUCUUCUGGCCUCCGCAAGAGCAGCCCUGGCGCCCUUGCCGGCUCAACCGGAGCCGCCGCCAAAGAUGACGCUGGAGUUCCUGGGAGAGUUCGAGUUGCAGUAAGAUUGCGCCCUCGUAAUGCUGAGGAGUUGGUGGCUGAUGCUGAUUUUGCUGAUUGUGUAGAAUUGCAGCCAGAGGUUAAAAGGUUAAAACUUCGGAAAAACAAUUGGGAUUCAGACACUUAUGAGUUUGAUGAAGUUCUCACCGAGUUUGCAUCACAAAAGCGUGUUUAUGAAGUUGUUGCAAAGCCUGUUGUGGAGAGUGUUUUGGAUGGUUACAAUGGGACAGUCAUGGCAUAUGGACAGACUGGUACUGGUAAGACAUACACUCUUGGACAACUUGGAGAGGAAGAUACAGCUGACCGUGGAAUAAUGGUCCGUGCAAUGGAGGAUAUUUUAGCAGAUAUUUCUCUCGAUAAUGAUUCAAUCUCGGUUUCCUAUCUGCAGCUCUAUAUGGAAACUAUACAGGAUCUUCUUGAUCCUACUAAUGAUAACAUUUCCAUUGUGGAAGAUCACAAAACUGGAGAUGUUUCACUCCCUGGGGCUACCAUAGUAGAAAUAAGAGAUCAGCAGAGUUUUUUGGAAUUAUUACAAUUAGGAGAAGCUCAUCGCUUUGCUGCCAACACAAGAUUGAAUACAGAAUCUUCUCGUAGUCAUGCUAUCUUGAUGGUUCAGGUCAAGAGAUCUGUCAAGGGAAGAGAACAAGGUCUAUCAGGUGAAAAUGGUAACAGUUCCAAUAUGGUUAAAUCUCUUAAGCCUCCCAUUAUUCGGAAGGGCAAGCUAGUUGUUGUAGAUCUUGCUGGUUCUGAACGCAUUGACAAGUCAGGGAGUGAAGGGCACACAUUAGAGGAAGCCAAAUCUAUCAAUCUCUCUCUGAGUGCUCUAGGGAAGUGCAUUAAUGCAUUGGCAGAGAAUAGUUCUCAUGUCCCAGUUCGUGAUUCAAAGCUCACGAGGUUGCUUCGUGAUUCUUUUGGAGGCAGUGCAAGAACAUCAUUGGUUAUAACCAUCGGUCCAUCUCCUCGUCAUCGUGGAGAAACUGCCAGUACAAUAAUGUUUGGACAGAGGGCCAUGAGGGUAGAGAACAUGUUGAAACUAAAGGAAGAAUUUGAUUACAAAAGUUUGGCUAGAAGGCUAGACAUACAGUUAGACAAACUGCUUAUGGAGCAUGAGAGGAAGCAGAAAGCAUUUGAAGAUGAAAUUGAACGAAUAAACACAGAAGCAAAAAACCAAAUUUCUGAGGCUGAAAGAAACUAUGCAGAUGCGUUGGAGAGGGAAAGAUUGAAGUAUCAGAAAGACUACAUGGAGUCAAUAAAAAAGCUAGAGGAGAAAUGGAUGAUGAAUCAGCAAAAGCAGAGCAGUGAACGAAAGAUUGUUGGGCUCCAAGAUAGUAAUGAUAUAAGUUCCAAUGGAAAGGAUCACGCAGCUGCUGAAGUCACAGAAAUGAAAAGGUUACUUCAGAAAGAAACUUCACUAAGGAAGGCUGCUGAAGAGGAAGUCAAUAAUCUUAAAAAUCAAAUAGCUGAAAUGAAAAAGUCAGAGGGAUCAGAAACUUCAGAGAUGUUAAAACUUAGAAGGAUGCUGGAAGAUGAGGCAUGUCAAAAAGAGAAACUUGAAAGGGAAAUAGCAAUGCUGCAGAGUCAGUUAUUGCAACUAAGUUUUGAAGCUGAUGAGACUCGAAGAAGGCUUGACAGAGGUGGGUCUGGGAAAAUUUCUGGUGGUCUAGACUCUCUCAAUUCUCAAGUUAGGCAUUCACAGCCCAGAGAUACAGGAAAUGGAGAUAAGACCUCAAUAGCCAAACUCUUUGAACAAGUGGGAUUGCAAAAGAUCUUAUCAUUACUUGAAGCAGAAGAUGCUGAUGUGCGGAUCCAUGCUGUGAAAGUGGUAGCGAACCUAGCUGCUGAAGAGGCAAAUCAGCAGAAGAUUGUAGAAGCUGGUGGUCUUACAUCCUUGCUGAUGCUGCUUAGAAGCUCUGAGGAUGAGACCAUACAUAGGGUGGCAGCAGGUGCCAUUGCCAAUCUUGCAAUGAAUGAAACCAAUCAAGAACUCAUAAUGGAAAAAGGGGGCAUUAGUUUGUUGUCAAUUACAGCUGCCCAUGCUGAAGAUCCUCAAACCCUGAGGAUGGUUGCUGGAGCCAUAGCUAAUCUCUGUGGAAAUGAUAAGCUGCAAACAAAACUAAGAGAUGAAGGUGGUAUUAAGGCUUUGCUGGGAAUGGUCAGAUGUGGACACCCUGACGUUCUUGCACAGGUUGCUCGUGGAAUAGCAAACUUCGCUAAAUGUGAAUCAAGGGCAUCAACUCAAGGAACUAAAACUGGAAGGUCUCUUCUUAUCGAGGAUGGAGCACUUCCAUGGAUUGUACAGAAUGCCAAUAAUGAAGCCUCUCCAAUCCGGCGACAUAUUGAGCUUGCACUCUGCCACUUAGCUCAACAUGAAGUGAAUGCAAGAGACAUGAUCAGCGGAGGUGCAUUGUGGGAACUGGUGCGCAUCUCACGAGACUGUUCACGGGAAGACAUAAGGACUCUUGCACAUAGGACUCUUGCUGCAAGCCCCGCCUUCACAGCAGAGUUGAGGCGACUACGAAUAGACUAUUGAUGAAAUUGCAAGAAAAUAAGCCUAAAGGUCCAUUUCAACUUGUAAACCAGGGUUGAGGAUCAUAGUUUCCUCGGCUAAGCAAACAAGAGUGUUUGCGGCAGUGUUCCUGUGAUCGUUUUGCCAUGAAGUAGUCUGCUCAACAUUUGUAGUUGAUUACGCGUAGAAUGUCUAAUUUAUUAGUCAAUUUGUUAUUAUGUAAUCUACAUAGAGUAUUUUUCAUGAAACCUGCUGCAGUUUCUAAUUUUGUAUAUAACUUUGUAUAUGAAAUGAAUUUUGAAGUGACUA